Molecule: messenger RNA, 4204 nt
Organism: Gorilla gorilla gorilla (western lowland gorilla)
Lineage: Eukaryota; Metazoa; Chordata; Mammalia; Primates; Hominidae
Gene: TRIM36
Product: tripartite motif containing 36
Exons: 2
Coding region: 450-635 (61 amino acids)
Biological process (GO): acrosome reaction; spindle organization
Cellular component (GO): acrosomal vesicle
Molecular function (GO): ubiquitin-protein transferase activity; protein binding; zinc ion binding
Source: RefSeq, a predicted model, not a curated record
UAAAGGCCGGGGAAUGUCUAGCUGGCGCCGCGCUGAGCCGAGUGCGGACCCGCUUUGUGUGCGCGUUUGUUUGUCUCCGCUGCGGUCCGAACCGCUGCCGCGACCCCCGAGGAGGCGGGGCCUCCGCGCGCCCGGCUCCGCCUGGUGAGGGUUUCACGGCCGCUGCCGCCGCCGCCGCCGCCGCCCUCGUUUGUUCCGUUAGAUCGCGCAACCCCGACCGCUGCACCCAGAUCCUAGCAAGCCGGGCGUGGCUGCCCGGGAGCCCUCGAUGGCCUUCAUUUCACCCAAGCCCGCUUCUUGCUUUCCCCGGCCCUUCCCCUCUUUUCCUGGUUAACAGCUUAUGGGCGGGGAGCUCGGCAAAACUCAGACUAAAAACAGAAAAAGAGAAAAGAAAGGACAAAUUCGAUACACCCGCGUCGGUCCUCCAGAGUUUCUGAAGGGGUGUAAACAUGUCGGAGUCUGGGGAGAUGAGUGAAUUUGGCUACAUCAUGGAAUUGAUAGCUAAAGGCAAGGCUUCAGCAAUGGGCCUGCAGCAAACCCAUGAGCAUUCCCGGUUGACUUCUAAAGGUGGAGAGGCCCGCUGUCCCUUUGAAAUCUCUCAGGUUGGAAAGCAGUCUCUCCCAAGAAGAACUUAGGACAAUUCCUCUCUCUGUUUUGUGGGGGUUGGAGGGGGAGAGUUGGUCAGGAGUAGCCUCCUAACCAUUUCAACUUAAGCUUAUUUCCUACCCACUCUCCUCAGGCUCAAAUCCUGCCCCGCCCCGCAGCCCUAGCACUAGCCCAUUUAAGACCCCUGUUUUGUGUGUGAUUAUACAGGAUUUGAACACUGAAUAUUAACCAUGGAAUAGCAGACCUUUGAGACUGACUUGCUUUAUUUUCCUCUGUGGGGUUAGGUUCCACUUUGUAGUUCGGGUUUGUAAUGUAAAGAAUAAUGGGAAACUGGUCUAAUUAUGAGAGUUAAGAGAGCAGAGGCCUGUAGUUGGCCUGCCCUCCGCCCCACCAUCCCUCAAAGUUGAGACCACUGAGUUAACCAUCCUCUUAAUUUCUCUCACUUCUCCCCCAGAUUUGUUUCAUCCUUGUACUGGACUUCUCAAACUCUGUACAUAAUUAAAAAUACAUAGCUUUACAUUUUUACAAACUUAAUACCUGAAUAUAUGCUUGUUGUAAAGUAUUCAAACUUCACAGAAAGUUUCACAGAGUAAAAAGUCUAAGUUCAUGCCCACCUCCAAUCUCAUUCCUUCUCCAGUGGCAGCAGUUUGUGUGUCUAUUUCAAAUUAAAUUAGCAUACCGUUUGUUCUCUGAAAUGUGGGAAGUAAGCCUUUUUUCUUAGGGUAACCUAAAACCUACAGGACAAACUGGAUCAGCUUAUUUACUCUAUUGUGAUGGCUACUUUAAUAUUUAAAGUACACAGUGAUAUCUGCCAUUGUGACCUUUCUGCUCAUCAAGCAAUACUGCAUAAGUGUAGUUAAUACUUACGAUCAUUCUCAAGAGGCUUAAAAAUGAAAAUGUAUUUCCUUAUAUUUCACUAGCAGUGAAACUUUUACCAUUUCUGAAAGCUGUCUUUUCGUUUCUUUUGCAGCUAAUCUCUUUGGAUUAAAAGAGAGGUUUCCAAAUCUGUGGUCAAUAUCUAAGGUUACUCAAAGCAGUAUUUUCCAACUGUUUUGGUCUUUUGAAAGAUUUGCCUCACUAAUUUUUUUAUCCCGCUUCUGGAAUCAUGUAAUGAAGAUUUGAUGACAAGGAAUAUAGAAUUCAAAUUUUAGUAUAUCUCUUUGUAUUUAGUGUAUUUAGCAUAUUUACAUUUAUGUGUAAAUAGCCAGAAGGUACAUUCGGUUCCCAUAAUUUAAUAUUUACUGUUUAGGCACAUCUAAGAAGUAUAAUGGUUUCAGCAAAAUAAGAGAGGCUUUGUAAAUCUUAUAUUUAAUUUUGAUAGAGAACUAGGCAAUGAUACCAUUACUUGGUGAAUUAUUUUAACUUUGAACAUCUUUGAGGCACAAAAAAAUCAAGAAUUUUUACAAACACAAACUUUACCUUAAAAAAAGAAGACACUUACACUCUGAAAGAAUUAGUCUUGGAAAGUCCUCAAAUCUAGCCUAAUAAAAGGUCUUAAACAUCUCCUGGGACCAAAACAAAAAUACCACCAAAUGAUCUGUUUCAGAAGGACGAAUAGAUAGUUGCUCACACAACUAAAAUCUAAACUGGGGUGAUAAUGGUAAGGUUGUGCCCACUGCAUAAGUAUUUUUAUUUUUAUUUUUAUUUUUUUUUUUUUGAGACACAGUUUUACUCCGUUGCCCAGGCUGGCGUGCAGUGGUGCAAUCUCAGGCUCACUGCAACCUUCACUUCUGGGUUCAAGCGAUUCUCCUACCUCAGCCUCCCUAGUAGCUGGGACUACAGGCACACACCACCAUGCCUGGCUAAUUUUUUGUAUUAUUAGUAGAGACAGGGUUUCGCCAUGUUGGCCAGGCUGGUCUCGAGCUCUGACCUCAAGUGAUCUACCCGCCUUAGCCUCCCAAAGUGCUGAGAUUACAGGGGUGAGCCACCGCAUCCGGCCUACAACGUAUUUUUUAAAGGUUUUUUAAAUAUAUAUAUUGAAAUUGGGUGAAAUGUAUGUGCUCUGGGGAGUAGGGAAGGCAGGCAGAAGAUUUAGAUUUUUGUAAUAUCAUUUGAAAAGAGCUACUUUCAUAAAUAUCAUAAUUUUCCUCUGAUUUUUUUUUUACUAUAUUGCGCUAAAGAUAAUUUGAAAAAAAAAAAGGUGUCUCCUAAACUACUUUGUAAAAGGAUGUUUAAAUCAGAUUUUUAGUGAAAUUGUAAAUUCUGUGUUGUAUACUCACCUGUGGGCAGUGCAAUAAGGAUGCUGGACUGAGACCCAGGUUUGAAUCCUGGCUUUUUAGUAUAUGGCCAUGUAGUAUAUAGCCCAUAGAUUAAGCAUAUUACUUAAUCUAUGGGCGGAGGUGGAGAGGAAUUUUAGUUGUUACAUGUCUUCUCUUAAAAGAAUUAUACCUAUUUCACAGGGUUACUGCAAGGGUUAAAUGAAUCUUUUAUGCAGGUUUCCUAAUACAGUUAUCGACACAUCGUAGGCCCUCAAUAAAUGAAAGCUAUUACUUCUAGCUUUUAUGACAACAGAGUUGGGCCUUGAGACACCUUAUAUCCACAUUGUGAUCAUUAAGAAGUGGAGGUAGGGCUGACAGAUAAAAUACAGGAUGUAGACUUGAAUUUGAAUUUGAGAUAAAUACUUUUUUUUUAAGAAUAUGUGCAAUGUGAUAUUUGGAACAUAUACUAAAAAACUAUCAUGUAUCUGAAAUUCCAAUUUAACUGGGUGUAUUGUGUUCUUAUUUACUAAAUCUAGUAACCCUACAGGGAAGAAUAAUAAGAUGUGGUCAACAGAGAGGGACCUGCUAGAUUGCCUCAAAAUAUUACCAGUUUUGUUUACCUCAAGUUGGCCAGAAAACUUCUUUGCCCACUAGUUAUGCAGCUAAUACACUCAUCAUUAAUGGAAAAAUGUCCGUGAGAGCAGCACUGGGUUCCUCUCAUCUUCCUAAUUGCAAAUUGUUGCUCUGGUGCUAUGGUUUAGUAGAUAAAUGCUUACUAGAUUUUGUCUUAAAUAAAAGCUUAAAUGGUCGAGAAGACAAAACAUCAAACAUCAGUGUACAAAGACUAGGUAGUUGUGUUAAACUGAGUGCUAAAAGAAUUCAGAAUAGAGGGAGAUAAUCAAUGAAAUCAAAGCUAAUAAAGGAGGCUCCAGAAGUGCAACUUGAAAGAUGAGGAGGAUUUGGCCAGGUAGUGGAAAUCUGAACUUGCUGGCUCUCUGGACUCCUCUCCCCUGACUUUGUUCCCAUAGAAACACUUUAUGACUGGUAAGCUUGGCCUGUCAGUAGCCUGAGUCAAUAAUUGAUAGACAAUACCAUUCAUUAUCCCUUCACUGGUAACCUCCUGAUACCCAGCAGUAUAGGUGGUCUGUGUGCCAAUCUACUGGAAAACCCUGUAAUUUACUUUAUUUCUGUACUUUUUAUUUUCUAUAAGUCCAGGUGCUCUCUUGAUUUUAUACCUAUGGUUGCUUAAUUAUUAGGGGUUCCCAAAAGGGGGCAGAGUUUAGGGAAUAUGUGGCCAUAUUACCUUGUUUCUAUUUCUUGUUUAGUAUAUACCAAUAGAAUGGUGGUACCCUGCCUGUCUGAUCUCAGAGCAAACCAAUAAAUAUGCACCAUGGUCAUUA